AUGGGCAAAUCCAAGCGUCGCAAGUUGCAAGAACGCAAAGACCACAACGAGAAAUCUAACAAAGGUCGCUCGAGAACAAACGUUCGCGAAGGACCCUCACGACCAAAAAGCCAACAGGCGAAAUCGCAACAACAUGCCAAAGCCUCGUCGGAAAAGAAAGCAAAAGCAUCGGCAGGUACACGGCAACAGCAACAACAAAAUCAAGACCCUAUCAUCCCCUUCGACGCCCUCGACCGCAUCCUCAUCAUCGGCGACGGCGAUCUGAGUUUCAGCAGAAGUCUGGUGGAUACGCAUGGAUGCGCUGCACUGCUGGCAACCACCUACGACACGGAAGCCGAGUUGCUGGAGAAAUACCCACAAGCGCAGGAGAACAAAGAUGCGAUUGAGGCGGAAGAGCAAAGAGUAUUACACGGGGUAGACGCGACAAAAUUGGGGCAGAAAGAGGUCAAGAAACAAGCUGGUGGGUGGGAGAGAGUGGUGUUCAAUUUCCCGCAUGUGGGAGGUAAGAGUACGGAUGUCAAUAGGCAGGUCAGGUAUAACCAAGAAAUGCUGGUUUCCUUUUUCAAGGCAGUGACGCCAUUGUUGGCUCCUCAUGGCACUGUAAUUGUUACCCUGUUCGAAGGCGAACCUUACAUGCUCUGGAACAUCCGCGAUCUGGCUCGUCAUUCUGGUCUGGAAGUCCAACGCAGUUUCCGCUUCCAAACAGAGGUGUACCCAGGAUACUCGCACGCACGCACAUUAGGUAACAUCGAGGGAGGAGGAGGUUGGAAGGGCGAGGAGAGACCGUCAAGAAGCUAUGUCUUCCAACACAAGGGAGCAGGCGAGCUGGUGCAGAAGCAACAAGCUAAGAACAACAAGAGGAAAAAGGCGGAUGAGAGUGAUGAUGAAGACAGUGAUGAGGACUGA
Aureobasidium pullulans EXF-150 is the source of this 906-nucleotide messenger RNA. RefSeq lists its product as uncharacterized. Gene Ontology annotation, cellular component: cytoplasm. The record is from RefSeq and is a predicted model, not a curated record. Lineage: Eukaryota; Fungi; Ascomycota; Dothideomycetes; Dothideales; Saccotheciaceae. The coding region runs from base 1 to 906 and encodes 301 amino acids. Gene Ontology annotation, biological process: rRNA base methylation. Gene Ontology annotation, molecular function: rRNA (uridine-N3-)-methyltransferase activity. The transcript is spliced from 2 exons.